This is a messenger RNA of Branchiostoma floridae (Florida lancelet), 1334 nucleotides long. Its product is annotated as mixed lineage kinase domain-like protein. Gene Ontology annotation, molecular function: ATP binding; protein kinase activity. Gene Ontology annotation, biological process: protein phosphorylation. The record is from RefSeq and is a predicted model, not a curated record. Lineage: Eukaryota; Metazoa; Chordata; Leptocardii; Amphioxiformes; Branchiostomatidae.
AGCUCAGCCAGAACAGGACCUUCCCCAUGUCCCAUGGUCAGAUAUCAGACUGAAUGAGAAGAUUGGAGAGGGAAGUUUUGGUACUGUGCACAUUGGGACACUGAGAGAGAAAGACAUGGUUGCAGUCAAGGUGUUGGGCUUUGAAGAAUAUCCUGUAGAUCUCGGUGAACCAUCCAAUCUGCUGGCUAAGAACUUAAGGGAGGAGGCACAUGUCAUGCUGCAGAUACAAACAGAAAAUGUGGUGAAACUGAUUGGAGUGUGCAUGGACAAAGGACACUAUUCCAUAAUCAUGGAGUACAUGCCUAGAGGCACCCUUCCACAUGUACUGCAGACUCUAGACAGGCAGCUGUCCUGGCCAGAACGUCUCCUGAUGUGUCUGGACGCUGCUCGCGGUCUCAGGACCAUCCACCAUCCACACGGCGGCUACCCUGCCAGGCUGCAUGGUCAUCUCAGCUCCGACGCUUUCCUGGUAAACAACGAUCUCAGGGUCAAGCUAUCUGACUUCUGCACAACCAAGACAAGGUCAUCUAUCAACAAGAGGAAACGUAGCCAUCGUCGCAGGAGCACUGUUGCCUACCUGGCACCAGAACAUCUGCAAGCGAUCCAUGAAGCUGCGGAUUAUCCAUCUGAAGUGUACAGUUUUGGUGUCAUCAUGUGGGAGAUAGUAUCCCAGAGAAUAGCACAUCAAGAAAGACGAGGAGUGAAUGAGUCAGAAAUCCGCAGAUUUGUGUUGGAGGAGAAAAAAAGUGAAGACUUACCAGCUGACUGCAGUCCUCAGCUGAAGGACAUCAUAGACAAAUGCAGAAGCCACAAACCAUUGGAUAGACCACAGAUGACAGGUGUGGUGACAAUCUUGGAGGCUCUCAGUAGUUCUUGUUCUUCUUAACAAGAACUUAUUGUGCCUGGGACAAUAUUUUUGUCAGUAAUGAAACAGACUUCCACAUCUACUGUACCAGAAUGAAGCAGGGAUCCUCAUCUACCUUGCCAAAUUUAGAAUGAAGCAGAGAUCCUCAUCUACUCUACCAGAAUAUUAUCAUGCAACUUCCCGUUCACAAUGUGAAUAUUUACUGUGUAUGCUGUAAAUAGCAACAAGUGCAUGAUGGCCUUUUUAAGCAGUAGGUUGUAAAUAGACUUGUGCUCACUUGCUUGUAAUUGCAAGUCUUCUAUACAAAUGCAUUCUCAUCUGUUACAUUCCCUAGAUGUAAACUGCAUAGUGAUAGCCAUUGUAUUUGUAGGUUGCCAUAUCAAUGUGUUAUAGUUAAGGGUUAAUGACCCGCCAGAGGUGUAUAUGGUGUCAUAACGCCUGGUCCUUUGCUAUAACCACCAAAUAAAAC